This is a messenger RNA of Leptopilina heterotoma, 2433 nucleotides long. RefSeq names its product cell division cycle protein 20 homolog (gene fzy). Gene Ontology annotation, cellular component: anaphase-promoting complex. The record is from RefSeq and is a predicted model, not a curated record. Lineage: Eukaryota; Metazoa; Arthropoda; Insecta; Hymenoptera; Figitidae. Gene Ontology annotation, molecular function: anaphase-promoting complex binding; protein binding; ubiquitin ligase activator activity. The coding region runs from base 285 to 1862 and encodes 525 amino acids. Gene Ontology annotation, biological process: anaphase-promoting complex-dependent catabolic process; positive regulation of anaphase-promoting complex-dependent catabolic process; positive regulation of ubiquitin protein ligase activity. The transcript is spliced from 7 exons.
UUAUGGAAACUUGAUUGAAAUGUUGAAAUGAACGUUAUGACUGUUAAGAGUGUUUGAAAAGAUGCUCCUCAAGCAAUAAAGUAAUAUCUAUAAUUUAAAAUAUUUAUCGUUUACUUUAAAGUCUUAAUUAGUAAUUAAAUCCAAUGACAAACAUCGUUGUGCAAAAAAUAUUUUGAUCUUUGUAACGAAAUUACUGCGAUCAAUUUUCUUUUAUUAGUAUUUAUUUAUUUCAUCAUUGCUUUACUGUUUCAAAUUGAUAUUGUAUAAAGAGAAAUUACAAGAAAAUGUCGAAUUUAAGAUUUAUGAAAGAAUUAAAUAAUGUAACACGAAUGGAUGAUGCUAUAAGGGGACCUUUACCGCGCUGGCAGAAAAAAUGUUUAGAAGCUUCAAAUUCCAGUACCAGUUCGAAUAUGAGUUUAAACUCUUCUCGAAAACUGGCGAAUGCAUCAGUAAAUAAUGUGAGUACUGGAAAGACGCCGACUAAACGAUUAGAAUUACGUACCAAGAAGACUCCAACAAAAUGUUUAAAAAAAUCUCCAAGUCGAGGUACAACUCCCAAGACGCCCAGUGGUGGAGAUAGAUUUAUUCCUUCAAGAUCGACAACAAAUUUUGACCUGAGUUACUUAAAGAUACAACAGCAAUAUUCAGAGCAGAAUGGAGAGAAAGAAAUUAAAGUUAGUCCUUCGAAGAAAGAAAUGCAACGACUUAUUGGAGAAAAUCUUCAUGGUGCCGAUAUCAACAAUAUGCGAGUAUUGUCGUAUCAAAACAAAGCUCCAGCACCACCUGAAGGUUACCAAAACUCUUUGAGAGUAGUCUAUAGUCUAUCUAAAACUCCAUCCAGUGUUAAAAAUUCUUCAAGGUACAUACCACAAGCACCUGAUCGCAUUCUAGAUGCGCCUGAAAUCCUUGACGAUUACUAUUUAAAUUUAGUUGACUGGUCGCCUACGAACAUUUUAGCGGUAGCGUUGGGUAACACCGUUUACUUGUGGAAUGCCGGGACUGGAACGAUAGAGCAACUUUUCGAAUUGGACAGCAAUGACUAUGUGUGCUCUGUUUCUUGGAUUCAACAAGGUCCUUACUUAGCAGUUGGACACACAUCGGGAAAUACGGAGCUUUGGGAUUGUAGUGAAAUGAAAAGAGCACGUGUGAUGAAUGGACAUCAUGCAAGAGUUGGAUCGUUAGCGUGGAAUCAUAAUGUUAUUACCACUGGUUGCAGGGCAGGGCAAAUAAUUCAUCAUGAUGUCAGAUUACGUGACCAUGUCGUUAGCACAAUAGAUGCACACGCUCAAGAAGUUUGUGGUCUAAAGUGGUGCCCGGAUGGAAAGUAUUUAGCCAGCGGCGGCAAUGAUAAUAUGCUGCAAGUUUGGUCUGCUGUCGCUGGUCAGAAUCACACCCGGCCGCAGCCUUUAUAUUCACUGAACCAGCAUCAAGCUGCUGUUAAAGCACUCGCUUGGUGCCCCUGGUCACCGAAUAUUCUCGCCAGUGGCGGUGGCACAGCAGACAGAAUGAUUCGGUUUUGGAACUGUAACACAGGCACCUGCUUGAAUGCAGUGGACACAAAAUCGCAAGUCUGUUCACUGUUGUGGUCAACAUCGUACAGGGAAAUAGUCUCAGGACAUGGCUAUGCACAAAAUCAAUUGAUAAUUUGGAAAUAUCCAUCGAUGACGAAAGUAGCUGAAUUGACAGGACACUCAAGUCGAGUGUUGCAUUUGGCAAUGUCACCAGAUGGUACGACAGUUUUAAGCGCGGGUGCUGAUGAAACUCUAAGACUGUGGAAGUGUUUCCAACCUGAUCCCACCAGAAAGAAGGAAAUCACCGAUGUUAAAUCAGUUGCUUCGAGACUGAAACAAUCUAUUCGAUAAUGCCAAGUUUAGUCAUUUUAUCAACAUGAAUUUCUAUUUUUAUAAACUGUAACAAUCUUUUUUUGUUCGUUAAAUAUAUUAUAAAUUACAAAUUAAAAUCAAUUUUCAGCUAUUUUUUUUUUUAAAUUAGUUCUGAAAUACAUUCGUUCGUUGAAUGUUAACCCUAUGAGGAUCAAAUUUUUUUUAAAUAUCGCGAUUUUUUAUUUUUAAACAACCUUUUUAUUAUUUCAAUCUGUAUUCAGUUUUUAAAAUGAAGAAAAAUAUGCAAGAGUUAAAGAAAAAAUGUUCAUGUUGCCUGAAAUCAUCACUGGUCCUCAAAGGGUUAAAAAUAUUGUCGAUUUUAUAAGACAAAAUGCUCAAAUUUUUAUUGACGAAUGGAUUUUGAUUUUUUCUUGUACCAGUGAUUCAAACGGCAUUUUAUCUUAUGAAAUUGUUUUUAUUUAUUGAAAUGUAUUACUUUUGAAUAAAAUUUUUAACUUUGUCUGAAGGCCAAAAAAUUGCCGUUAGGAUGAAUUAAUAAAAUCGAACAAAAUAUUUUAAAUUUUUGAAAGAAGGGCUAAAAAUAUGUAAU